CUCCCAACGAAGUAACUAUAACUAAAAUUAAAUAAAAAGAAGCCACGACGAAGGGAAAAAAAAGUGAGAUCCAAAGAGAGCUCGAACACACAAAGCAUUCGCUAUGGCUCGCUCAUUCGGAGCAAACGGCACCGUUGUGCUCGCGAUCAUCUUCUUCGGAUGUUUAUUUGCGUUUUCAACUGCUAAAGAAGAGGCAACCAAGUUGGGAACGGUGAUUGGGAUAGAUCUUGGUACUACUUACUCAUGUGUUGGUGUUUACAAGAAUGGUCAUGUUGAGAUCAUUGCCAAUGACCAAGGAAACCGUAUUACACCUUCGUGGGUUGGUUUCACUGACAAUGAGAGGCUCAUUGGCGAGGCUGCUAAGAACCAGGCGGCUGUUAAUCCCGAGAGGACUGUCUUUGAUGUGAAGAGAUUGAUUGGGCGAAAAUUCGAGGAUAAAGAGGUUCAGAAGGAUAGGAAGCUUGUUCCGUACCAGAUUGUGAACAAGGAUGGCAAGCCAUACAUUCAAGUCAAGAUCAAGGAUGGCGAGACUAAGGUUUUCUCUCCUGAGGAGGUCAGUGCCAUGAUCUUGAUUAAGAUGAAGGAAACUGCUGAAGCUUACCUCGGAAAGAAAAUCAAGGACGCUGUUGUCACUGUUCCAGCUUACUUCAACGAUGCCCAGAGGCAGGCUACAAAGGAUGCUGGUGUUAUUGCUGGUCUCAAUGUUGCCAGAAUCAUCAACGAACCUACUGCUGCUGCUAUUGCCUACGGUCUUGACAAGAAGGGUGGUGAGAAGAACAUCCUUGUCUUUGACCUUGGUGGUGGUACCUUUGAUGUCAGUGUCUUGACCAUUGACAACGGAGUGUUCGAGGUUCUCUCCACAAAUGGUGACACUCACUUGGGAGGUGAGGACUUUGACCACAGGAUCAUGGAUUACUUUAUCAAGUUGAUCAAGAAGAAGCACCAAAAGGACAUCAGCAAGGACAACAAGGCUCUUGGAAAGCUCCGCAGGGAAUGUGAGAGAGCCAAGAGAGCUCUUAGUAGCCAGCACCAAGUCCGUGUUGAGAUUGAGUCUCUCUUUGAUGGUCUUGAUUUCUCAGAGCCUCUCACCAGAGCUCGUUUUGAGGAGCUUAACAACGACUUGUUCAGGAAGACCAUGGGACCAGUGAAGAAGGCCAUGGAUGAUGCUGGUCUACAGAAGAGUCAGAUCGAUGAGAUUGUUCUUGUUGGUGGAAGUACUAGAAUCCCCAAGGUUCAGCAGUUGUUGAAGGACUUCUUCGAAGGGAAAGAGCCGAACAAGGGUGUGAACCCCGACGAAGCUGUUGCUUACGGUGCGGCUGUCCAGGGUGGUAUUCUGAGCGGAGAAGGUGGUGACGAGACCAAAGAUAUCCUUCUUCUUGACGUUGCACCACUCACUUUGGGUAUUGAGACCGUGGGAGGAGUGAUGACCAAACUUAUCCCGAGAAACACAGUUAUUCCGACCAAGAAGUCUCAGGUGUUCACGACAUACCAAGACCAACAGACCACUGUCUCCAUUCAGGUCUUUGAAGGUGAGCGAAGUCUCACCAAGGACUGCAGGCUGCUCGGGAACUUCGACCUCACCGGAAUCCCACCAGCACCAAGAGGAACACCUCAAAUCGAGGUUACCUUUGAAGUGGACGCCAACGGUAUCCUGAACGUGAAGGCAGAGGACAAGGCAAGUGGUAAAUCAGAGAAGAUCACAAUCACAAACGAGAAGGGACGUUUGAGCCAAGAAGAGAUCGACCGGAUGGUGAAGGAGGCAGAGGAGUUUGCAGAGGAGGACAAGAAGGUGAAGGAGAGAAUCGACGCAAGGAACAGCCUCGAGACUUACGUGUACAACAUGAAGAACCAAAUAAACGACAAGGACAAGCUCGCAGACAAACUUGAGGGUGACGAGAAGGAGAAGAUUGAGGCAGCGACGAAAGAAGCCUUGGAGUGGCUUGACGAGAACCAAAACUCAGAGAAGGAAGAGUACGACGAGAAGUUGAAGGAAGUAGAGGCAGUUUGUAACCCAAUCAUCACGGCCGUUUAUCAGAGGUCAGGUGGUGCGCCAGGUGGUGCUGGUGGAGAAGGAGCGGCCGAAGAUGAGGAUGAGUCUCACGAUGAGCUCUAAGUUGUUUAAUGUUGUUUUUAUUGUUAAUUUGAUUAGACAGACCUCUUGGUGAAAGUUUUGAGGGAUAAAGAAGAAGAGAACUCUUUUGUUUCCUUUUAUAUGUAUUAUUUUGGUUUUAGACCAAGUAGUAUCCUUUUGUCCGUUCCAUUUUAUCCAUAUUAUCUUUGAUCCA
Molecule: messenger RNA, 2285 nt
Organism: Raphanus sativus (radish)
Lineage: Eukaryota; Viridiplantae; Streptophyta; Magnoliopsida; Brassicales; Brassicaceae
Product: heat shock 70 kDa protein BIP2
Exons: 6
Coding region: 104-2113 (669 amino acids)
Biological process (GO): protein refolding; endoplasmic reticulum unfolded protein response; cellular response to unfolded protein
Cellular component (GO): endoplasmic reticulum lumen; endoplasmic reticulum chaperone complex; membrane
Molecular function (GO): heat shock protein binding; ATP hydrolysis activity; ATP binding
Source: RefSeq, a predicted model, not a curated record